Molecule: messenger RNA, 2505 nt
Organism: Danio rerio (zebrafish)
Lineage: Eukaryota; Metazoa; Chordata; Actinopteri; Cypriniformes; Danionidae
Source: RefSeq, a predicted model, not a curated record
GCCCAGCGCAGCAAAUCUCAACCAAGUGAUGAUGAGAGCUCUGGAGAUGAGCCUUACGAUGAUGAAGACUUCUACUCUGGAUCCGGCUCUGGCUAUCCAGAUAUAAAAGUUAGACCGUCUUCAGUGGGCGUGGUUUUCACUACAGAGGAGCCCCUCCCACUCUCCACCACCCAGGCCACAGGCCCUGCCCCCUCGGCCUCUCCUGCAGCAGAGCCAAGCAGUCCGCCUCCACCCGAGGUAGAGCGGGAGAGCGGUUUGGGUCAAGAUGUCGACAGCAAACUAGAAAUUGAGAAAAAGUAUGAAGAGUAUGACGAGGAGGAAGAAAUUCGGCCAACGAGGAAGGAGCAGGAACCUGAUACUGAGAAAGUACAAGAGCGAGAGCAAGAUCGGUCGAAGGCUACAGUUGCGCCACGACUGACUGACGUUCCUAUAGUGUUUUUGGGCUCCUCUACUGUUGGUGGAGCCACAGAGACCACUACUGACCUCGAGGAUCUCGGCGGCAGAGAAGAAGAAACAGAUGAAGAUCUGUAUAUUACUAAAGAAACUAUCGUUUUAGAUCCAUCCAGCGAGACAGAUAUGAUAACCGAUGAGAUCACAACCACCGAGUUUAUACCCACCACCAUUCCAUCCACCACUGCUAAACCGACCAGGCCACGUCCUAUUCUGACCACUCCAAGCCCCACCGCUGUGCGCCCCAGGCAACCACAGACCACGCCCAGCAGAGCCGCUCCGACCGAGAGCAGCACUCGUUCAGUGAUGACCACAACACAGACGCAAGUGCCAGAUGAAACUGUAAAUAAUGAAGUCGCAGGGCCGGGUCCAAGUGGAGAUUUCGAAAUCCGCGAGAAUGAGGUCCGCCAGAACAAUGAUCUGGGGCGAGGCCGAGCGGUGCCAGGAGAGCCGGAUCUGACCGGAAACACAGUUGAUGCUGCUGGAAGUUCAGCUGCACAGCUUCCACAGAAGAACAUCCUCGAGAGGAAGGAGGUUUUGAUAGCGGUGAUCGUCGGAGGUGUAGUCGGCGCUCUCUUCGCCGCGUUCCUGGUAAUGUUACUCGUCUACCGGAUGAAAAAGAAAGACGAAGGCAGCUACACAUUGGAGGAGCCCAAACAAGCCACCGUCACCUACCAGAAACCAGACAAGCAGGAGGAAUUCUACGCCUAAAACUCCACAUAUUCAUCGUCCUGCAUCUCUCCGACCUCGUCCCGUCUCUCUGACCCUUUUUUUUUUUCUUAAAUCUCACCCCUUUUUCCUUUGAUCCUUCCCUCGUUUCCCCCAUGAGAGUGCCUCUCAUUCCACAGACUCUGAACUUUCUUUUCCAAAAAACAAAAAAAGGAGAAAAAGAUUAAUGUAGAAACAUUAGAAUUGUUUGUGGGUGGGGCUUGAGGUUGGGGGUGGGGCCAAAUGGGGGCGUGGCAAACAUGAGGGCGGGGCUUGAGUGUACACAUACACAGAGAAGAAACUUUUUUAAGACAUGUUAUUAUUGAUAUGUUUAGAAUCGUUGACCUGAUUUUUUUCGUUUGUUUGUUUCUUUGGGGGUUUUGUAAAGACAGAUGUGCACAAUAUUACUCUCAAAUUGAACCUGGGAGAUAGAUGGAAGCAUGAAAAAAGAAAAAAAAAGACAUUUGGGGUCAUGGAGGGAUUGUGCAAGUCAGAAAGAAGAGUUGCAUGGCAGAAGUAGAGGAGAAAUCUGAAGUCUAUACUCGAAAUGCUCUUCUGUCACCAAGGUCACGUUGUGUGGUGCCUUCCAUUUCCCUGGUGCUAGCAAUGCAGAGUGAGUAUGUGUGUGUGUGUGUGUUUGCAAUCAUACCACCCCAGCCUAGACACACACACACACACACACACACACAUAUACACAACCCGACUCCCUCUGCUGACGAAAGCAUGACAUUACUGUCCGAACAGGGAGCCCGAAACACGUACAAACACACACACACAGCACAUUAAAAACACUGAGCGUCCGCUGUGAGGGAGCGCAUGCAUAGAAUCAGAGGACUAGCCUCUCCUCUGCUCUGUAUAAAGACUUUAGUAAUCAUUAGUAAUAAUCAAUAAUAUAUCAGCAGCUCUGAACGGAAGGAAAGCGGCGAUCAUAAUAUUCGUAGUGAAGGAUAUUAUUAUCUAUUUAGCUGUGCGGUAAGGUUUUAUCGGUGUAAAUAUCAACUCAACUUUUGUUUUGGUCAUGCUUUUAAAUCAUGAUAUCGUAGUUCAAAUUAAACACGUGCUAUUAAAAAACUCACAUGGAUGAUUUUAUAUUUUAACCCCAGGAGUAAUACUGACACCUUUGCUCGGUGCUUUAGUAGUUUUUGUUUUGAAGCACAAGGUUGGUUUUUAACAGACAUUUAGUUUGGAAAUUUCGCAUACACGCCACACAAACUGCCCUGAUGGACGGUCAUGCUCGAGGUGGAUGCCGUAGGAAAGUGUUGAUGAGGAACUUGCGUGUUUUCUGGGGGUGUUGGGUUAUUAGUGCUGUGGGUGACAUAUAAAUGAGCGUUCUGUCAGCAUUAACUC